Messenger RNA from Orbilia oligospora ATCC 24927, 1305 nucleotides. RefSeq lists its product as uncharacterized. The transcript has 2 exons. Bases 1 to 1305 code for a protein of 434 amino acids. Gene Ontology annotation, cellular component: plasma membrane. NCBI's taxonomy places the organism in Eukaryota, Fungi, Ascomycota, Orbiliomycetes, Orbiliales, Orbiliaceae. The record is from RefSeq and is a predicted model, not a curated record.
AUGGAAAUCUCGAUUGUGCAGCCAACCGGCAUUCCGUCAAAAGAUCUUGCAGUUCAAACCCAGGAUAAAAAGGAAAGGACUUUACCGGAGCCUGAAAUAAACGACAGAACCGCAACGGGAUCACAGGCAUGGAGUUUGACCAAACAAAUUGUUCAAUGGAUACUCGACAAAUGGCUAGUAAUAGGUAUUGCUAUAGCUUGUAUCGUGGGAUACUUUGCGCCUAACGUGGCAAAGCCUCAUGGCUAUAUACACUCGGAGUGGUCUAUCAUAUACGGCGCAGUUGCUUUGAUCUUUUUCGUAUCAGGCCUGUCAAUUCAGACUGAGAAGCUUCUGGUUCAUUUUUCGAACUGGCGACUGCACUUCACGGUUCAAGGCCUAUCAUUUUUGUUAAUCCCAACGGUUUUCUUCUGCAUCGUCCUUAUAGUGGCAAAGUUUGGAGAUAAGGCUGUUUUCGACCGCCAAAUUCUUACAGGAAUGAUUGUAACAGGGUGCAUCCCGACGACGUUAAGUAGCAACAUCAUAAUGACCAGGCUCUCGGGCGGAGACGAAGCUGCAGCUUUGGUAUCUGUGACCGUCGGCAAUCUCCUGGGGCCGUUUAUAACCCCGAUCCUUAUAACGAACGUAUUCUGGCCAACGAUGGACCGAUCUUUUGAUGCCGUCCGCCCAGCAAGCGAUCUUCAGCAGCUUCGAGCUUUGUAUGGAGAUGUGUUUAAGCAAAUCGGGCUGACAGUUCUCUUACCACUUACGAUGGGCCAACUGAUCCAGGGUUACCUUGGGUUUGAGAUAACAUCAAAAUGGGUGAAAAAACUUUUUCUGAACAGAAUAUCAACUUUUUGUUUAACGCUGUUGGUCUGGACGGCAUUCUCCUCUUGUUUCGCGACGGGCUCUCUCCAAAAGAUGCCAAAGGAAUUCCUAGUCUUGGUGAUAUUUGUGAACAUCGGACUUUAUAUUUCAUUUACAUCGCUCUGUGUUCUUCUAUCAAAAGUCCGAAUUCCAUACCCAUCCUUCAAAUGGCAGGAGCGAAGGCUUCAUAUGAGUCGGUCUCAGAUACUCGACCGGGGCGUUUUUAUUGCAAUAUGCUUUUGUGCUCCAGCCAAGACCACAGGGUUAGGAUUGCCAAUCGUGACCGCCAUGUGGACGAGAUACCCUGAGGAAAUGAAAGCGAAGAUACAAAUUCCAGUUGUUCUGUAUACUAUAGAGCAAAUUUUUAUCGCACAAAUGUUGGUUUGGUGGUUCAGCAGGCUUAAGAAGGAUCAGGAAGAAGCGGAGCGGGAAGUUGCGGCGGAUGCAGGGCGAACCCAAUAA